UGACCCCCUGUGAAAUAUUUUUUUAGCCAAGCCACCCCUAACCAGCGCAAAGCAUUUUGGGCUGGAAAAAGAAAAUAGACUUAAAACAGUGCGUUGCCAUCAUUGUCUCAUUUCUUUUUAUUUUUUUUAAAAAGUGUCAAUAAAUAAUCCAAAAUUUUGGGAGUUACUUGAAAUACAUUUUUAACUUAGUUUGUUUGCAUACAAACCUUUGGAACAAUAACAAAAUAUAAUAUAUAACACAGGACUUUUUAUACAGUGCCCUCUAUAAAUACGUACAUUCAGAGCCUCAACUGACACUGUUGACGUAAGACUCAUCUGGAGUGUGAAAUCGGUCAUUAGCUCAUUAGUUGCCAUAUUUUCUCGAUAUUUCAUCAUUAAGCAAUGACAUGGAGUGGUAGCUAGAGCUAAACAACUACACAGUAUUGAAAUAAGACAGAAAUGAUGUCAAAAAGCAGAUUUGUCGUUCACUUUUAUUUCUCCCUUUUCCAGUUAAUUAAAUAAAAUUACAACAUAUUUAUGCCUGACGGUUGAAAUGACUUUCUACCAUAUAAUGUCUUUUACUAAACACAACCUUUCGUUUACAUCUUGGUAACCAUACUCCUUGAGUGAAACUAUAUUCUUUGUCCUUAAUAAUUUAGCAGACUGUAAUAAAAUCCAUGCGUGCUCGUGGAGGUCCAAACAUAAGCACAGCAUGGCCUCCAUGGGCAUGAAAGACCCUGUGAGUAUUCAUUCUUUUGUUGCAAAAUGGCAGAUUUUUUUCUCCGGUGACCUUCAUUUUUUUCUACAGAUUUUAAUGAGGGAUGGUGAAGCAGUAAAAGUGGGAAUUGUACUAAAUGCAAUACCAGGUCAAGAGUAUGUCUUCAUUCAUAAGGAUGGGCAAAGUUUGGACUACAUAUCAAAAGAUGAGCAACUACAACAGCGCUUGUCAUUCGACCAAGCCGUGACUGUGGAAAACAUGCAGAAGUUCCACGGGGAGUUGCUGCAGCCGCUCACUGAUUGCACAUGUGAAGGUUACAGCGUGUCACUGCUCAUAUGCGGAGCCUCCAUGGAGAACGUUGGCACUCUGAUUGACGACGUUAUUGUGCAACAGGUGUUGACAAAUGUCUUCAGUCAUGUGAUGCCACCUGUGAAAGAUGAGCUGUUUGUCUCUGUUUCCUAUCUUCAGUUUCAUCCAGAUGGUAGUGUGGAAGAUCUCUUGAACCCUGAUACACAAACUCUCGAACUUGUCCCUCAUCCAGUCCUGGGAAGUGUUAUCAGAGGUUUGGGCGAGGUAUGCGUAGACUCUGCAAAGGAAGCCUACACGCUCUAUAAAACAUGCAGGGAAGCACAAAAGGCCAAAGAAGAGUUCAUUUCGACAAGAUGUAGUUGGCUUUUCACAGUGGCGGUGGAGUGGAAACUCCAGGAGGAUGAAGUGGCCUUUCAGCUCUGUAGCAGCAUACUGCGGGUGUUUGGUCUGGUGGGAGGAGCCAAUUGGACAACCCUGAUGGGCGUCAACCCGCUGCUGAAGGUUAUGGAUCAAAUCCCAAGUGAAGCCGCCAAAACCGACCCACUCUUGCAUUGCCUUCUAAAUGACGCUCUUAGAGGAAAUAACAGGACAGCGCUCAUCUACUUUAUCCAACCUCAAGGCGAUUUAGAUGACGAGACGCCAUCUGCUUUAGCUUUGGCCCAAAAAGUGAAGCGGUUAGUGACGAGGGCCUCCCAAUUUUGCUGGAGCCCAGAGAAAAGGGAGCAAGAGAUCCGAGGUCGUAUUGUGGAGCUGAGACAUGCGAUGAUGUCAGACGCGGCUGAUGGGACGUGUAACAUCCACAGGCUGGCUGAGCUCAUCCGAAGCCUGCAGAUUGUGAAAGAGCAGUCGUGGCAGAAGAAAAGGGAAGCGUCAAAGAGGAUUAAACUUAAGCUAUGCGGGUCCCAAAAGAGCCAAAUACAUGGUGACUUAUCUGGAGGUCAUAACAUCAAUCCCAAAGAGAGUUCAGACGCCGUGAAAAGCUUGCAGGAAAAGUUGAGGCAGGCAAUGGAAGCACACGUAAGAGAAGAGACAGGGAGUGUGGAGAAAGUCCAGGACAGCAUAUCGAGGAUUCUGCAGUUGAUGGAGGCUCUCAGAGAGGAACCGAUAAAAAACAUUCCUGCAGAAAAAUGUGACCUCUGUCAACAAUUAAAUGAUGAGUAUCAGUUGGAAGACUGCCAUGCACACGAGCGUAGGAGGCAACUGAAGGAGCUCAGCGGGAGAUUAAUUCAGCGGGAGGUGGAGAAAAUGGAGAGAGACUUGACGAGCGAGCAGAUUCCAAGCGACAGCCUGCAGAGAGAGCUGCUGGUGAUGAGCAGUGAGAGACGGGUUCUGGUGCUGCAAAUGGAGGCCCUGCGAGUGGAGGCCCAGCAGGCCCACAAGGACCUGCUGGAGCUGCGUCACAAGCAUCAAAAUGAGCUGCGACAUCUGAGGGAAGAGAGCCUCCAGGAUAGUGCAACGCACAACAUGCCCUACAACAUGCAGGCCGUACAUGCGUUUGUGUUCAGGAGGUUUCAUGAAUCGAGCGAUCAUCUGAGGAGGACAUCUGAGGCCAGAUACAGAAGCGUGCUUCUGGAGGCUGUGCACGACGCCAUUUAUCUAUCUGCUCAGAACCACCAGCUGCAUGCUGACAACCAACAACUGCGUAAAGCUCUGGGGCAGUUGAAGGAUACGCUAACCAAGCAAGGUGAACACAGGGCUUGUGCAAUACCUCCCGAAACUGGGUAAAUGUGAAUAAAAGAUGUCGGUGUAUGAUAA
Messenger RNA from Hippocampus comes (tiger tail seahorse), 2761 nucleotides. RefSeq lists its product as uncharacterized. Gene Ontology annotation, biological process: microtubule-based movement. The coding region runs from base 692 to 2731 and encodes 679 amino acids. Lineage: Eukaryota; Metazoa; Chordata; Actinopteri; Syngnathiformes; Syngnathidae. The transcript has 18 exons. The record is from RefSeq and is a predicted model, not a curated record. Gene Ontology annotation, molecular function: microtubule binding; ATP binding; microtubule motor activity.